Messenger RNA from Neospora caninum, 627 nucleotides. RefSeq names its product putative myosin regulatory light chain. Gene Ontology annotation, molecular function: calcium ion binding. The record is from RefSeq and is a predicted model, not a curated record. The coding region runs from base 1 to 627 and encodes 208 amino acids. The transcript has 6 exons. Lineage: Eukaryota; Apicomplexa; Conoidasida; Eucoccidiorida; Sarcocystidae. Gene Ontology annotation, cellular component: cytoplasm.
AUGAUGAGCAACUUAGUUCGUCCUAUCAAGCUCCAGGAGCAGCACCUCCGUCUCAUUUAUGACGAUUUUCGUCUUCUUGACGAGAACCGAGACGGCUUCAUCGACCAGAUCCAGUAUGCUACGCUGGUGCGCGCUCUAGGUCAGACGGUGUCUGACAGGGAGAUUGAUCGCUCUUGGCAGAUUGCACUUGAAGAACAGCGCAAGCAAAACGAAGAAGCGAAGGCCGCACAGGAGAAAAAGGAGGCGCAGGCGAAGAAGGAAGCCGCUCCAGGGACUCUAGGGCUGCCAAAAAAACAGCCACCGCCUAAACCGGUUGCCCCUCCUCAGAACGAAGUGAAUUUCCAAGUGUUUACAAAGGUGUUUGCGGAGAACUACAUUCCGGUGAUAUCGGAGAAGACCCUUCGUCAAGCGUUUCAGCUGUUUGAUCCGAAAAACACCGGAAAGCUCUCCUCUCAACAACUGCAAGACAUCGUCAUGAACAGGGGCGAGCCUCUGUCAAAAGCAGAGUUCGACGAGCUGGUUCUCCUAGCGGGGCUGGACGGCCAGAAAAGCUUCGAUUAUACGCAACUGGUCAAGCGGCUUCUCAAAGGCCCUGCCGGAAUCGCAACAAUCAAUGCGACUCGAUAA